Molecule: messenger RNA, 441 nt
Organism: Dictyostelium purpureum
Lineage: Eukaryota; Evosea; Eumycetozoa; Dictyosteliales; Dictyosteliaceae
Exons: 4
Coding region: 1-441 (146 amino acids)
Source: RefSeq, a predicted model, not a curated record
AUGGAAAGAGAUAAUAGUAUUAACAACAGGAUUAAUAACUUAACUAGUUUGAAUGACAAGGAUUUAAACUCAAUUAUACGUAGUGUAAAUUUAUUAAUGGAACAUUUCCAAAGACAUAAAGAAGAGGUAGAAAGGUAUAAAUAUGAAUUGGUUAGUUUACAAGAGGAGUUAAAUAAUAAAAAUCAAAUAAUUAAACAGUUAAAAGAAAAAAUUAAUGGUUUUGGUGAAACGAAAUGCGAGAUAAAGUUUUAUAAAGAUUUGAUCUAUACAUUCGAAAAGGAGUUUAUUGAGUUUUUUAAAGAAAAAAAUAGGUUAUAUAAGGAGGCUGAUCUGAAAUAUAGGGAAGAUAAAACAUACAGUUCUAACAACUCACCAAAUAACGCAAUAAAUAGAAACCAAACUAUUACCGAGGAGAUAGGUGGUCAUAGUCCAGAAGAAUAA